Messenger RNA from Rhodamnia argentea, 1250 nucleotides. RefSeq names its product probable WRKY transcription factor 69. Gene Ontology annotation, cellular component: nucleus. Gene Ontology annotation, biological process: regulation of DNA-templated transcription. Gene Ontology annotation, molecular function: transcription cis-regulatory region binding; DNA-binding transcription factor activity. The record is from RefSeq and is a predicted model, not a curated record. The coding region runs from base 288 to 1118 and encodes 276 amino acids. The transcript has 3 exons. Lineage: Eukaryota; Viridiplantae; Streptophyta; Magnoliopsida; Myrtales; Myrtaceae.
UUUAAUUGAUUAAGGCUCAAAUAAUGAUAGUAUAAUUAUUGAGCUUGCGUAUAGGCUUGCACGUCCCCCCUAAAAUAAACUACACGAACUGCCAAUCUGUCACUCGCCCAUGAACUCUCCUCCUAUUAAACUUGAGCCCCCCCACCUUUCCCUUCGAUAAUACCGUCUCUCUCCUGAGUUUGCCGGCUGGCCGGUGCUCCGUCGCGGGCGGACCGAGCACAAAUCAGCUCAUGUUCAUGGGAAGCUUCUCAUAAGACGGGUCUGAGGUUGUAAUCUUGAGCAGGUUCAUGGAUCGUAGGUUCUACACCAACCCAUUUGUGCAUGACCACGGGGAAGACCCCGAGCCCGAGCCGGGACCUGAUUCGCCCUCCUCGGGGGACGAUGCCGGGACGAAUGCUAGCGAGCCGUCACAAAAGAGAAGUAGGAAGAGCGUGAAGAAGAGAGUGGUGUCGGUGCCGAUCACGAGCGACGCCGAGGGAUCGAAGAGCAAAGGGGAGGCCUUUCCGCCGGUCGAUUUGUGGGCGUGGAGGAAGUACGGCCAGAAACCCAUCAAAGGCUCACCUUACCCAAGGGGAUAUUACCGAUGCAGUAGCUCAAAGGGCUGCCCUGCCAGAAAGCAAGUGGAGCGAAGCCGCGUGGACCCCACCACCCUCCUCGUCACCUACUCCUCCGACCACAACCACCCCCACCCCUCCUCCUCCUCCUCCUCUAAGAACCACCCACCCCACCACCGCCUCCGCGCCCCCGCCGUCACCGACUCCUCCUCCUCCGCCGCCCACGCCGACGAAGACGCCGAUUCCACAUCCGCCAUGUUCGAGCCGGACGAGCUCUCGGGCUUCAUCGGCGGCGCCCCGCUGCUCGACCCCGAGUUCGACUGGCUCGCCGACGUGGCUUCGACGUCGUCGUUCCUGCGGAGGCCGGUUUACGAGGGAGGUGCCGACGCGGCGCCCGUGUAUAGGACGAGGGACGAGGAGGACGGCGAGGAUCCGCUGUUCGCCGACUUGGGGGAGUUGCCGGAGUGCUCCUUGGACUUCCGGCGAACCAAGUCGAUCGAACCGGAGGGAGAGAACCGGAGGCGCGGUCUGAGCGCGGUUCCUUGUGUCGGCAACGUAGAAUAGCGCAGGUUUUGGUUAUCCAAUCAAGUGGGUCCGUAUCAAUCGACUCGGCGCGGGUGACGCGCCACAAGAAGCAGCACGGUGUCUCACGCGCCGACCAAUCUCUUUCUGCGACGGCGAUGCGGUGUCAUUUCA